AAGAUUCCCGAAUGUUCUGUUGUAAGUGAUACGUCAUCGAGAUGUGACGACUAUAUAUAGACUUGAAGACGUCAUCAUAACGCGACGACGUCGAGCGGAAGUUGUCCAACAAAUAUGGCUGUCAUAACAUAAGUGUAAACAUUCCGAUUUACUUAGGUUUUUAUUUGCCUUAUAAGUUUCGGCGGUAACCUGCCAGAAAACUAAAAGCAGAGCUUUUUUUUUUUUUUUGCGCCGUAUGGCAACGGACGGGGAACCCGAAUGUGUCCACCGGACUCGGGCAUGUCUAUGUGUCCUCUGCGGGCUUCCCGCCGCCGGGAAGUCGUCCUUGUCCCGGACUGUUUGUCUCUCCGCCAGUCGCAGCGGCUGGAGAGCGGCUGUUGUGCACUACGACGAGCUGAUCCCAGAUCAGGCUUUUCACGCCAGAGAGCCAGAGGAGCAAACUGAAUGGAAACUCCACAGACACGCGGUGUUGCAGUGCAUUGAAGAGUUCCUAAAGAAUCCAAAAAUGUCGCUCGAGCUUCCCGGCGGCUGCACGAUCGAGGGGGCUGCGUGGGAACGAUGCAUUCGAUCCCUACCGGAUCCCCCUCUGGGCGACCAGGCACCGCUCCUGUUCCUACUGGAUGACAACUUCUACUACCCGAGCAUGAGAUACGAGGUCUACCAACUGGCUCGAAAGUAUUCACUCGGCUUUUGCCAGGUGCACGUGGAAUGCCGCUUGGAGUCGUGCAUCAGCAGGAACAACAACAGGCCGCACCCCGUCCCCACCGAGGUGAUCGUGGCGAUGGAGAAGCGUUUGGUUCGGCCGAAUCCUAGGAAAAACCAGUGGGAGGCAAAGAGCGUUUCGGUCAACGCGACAGACGACGUUUCGGAAUGUGACGUUCAGAAUGUGCUGGAGUUGAUCGGCUCUGCGCUCAGCGACCCCUUAAGUCCAGUUGAGGACGACACGGAGCAAAAGGAGGCGGACCGGCAGAAAUGUGCCGCCAGCGUGGUUCACCAGGCCGACCAGGCCUGUCGACGUCUCGUCUCUGAAGCUAUGAAGAAAGCCAGAGACAACGGAGUGUCCUCGGAACACAUGAGGUCCUUGGCCGCUCAGCUCAACCAAUCCAAAGUGCAAUUCCUCCAAAACGUGCGCAAACAUUUUCUCCAAGAGGCGCCUUUUAUUCGGGAAGAGGACGCCGACGUGGAACAUGCGGUGAAGAGAGCCGUGGGACUUUUUGACCGCGAUAUAGAGGAAAUACUGUCCGGAAUAAUGACGGUCAAGGACCAAUCAGGAAUGGCGACACAAUUUCAUCAAUAAAUCUAAUGACAAUGGCAUUUAUUAAAACAUGUUUAUGUGCACAAGAUCUACACCAGUGGUUCUUAACCUGGGUUCGAUGGAACCCUAGGGGUUCGGUGAGUCGGGUUCAGGGGUUCGGCGGAGGUCAAGACACACCCGACUCAUCAAGUAAAUAAAAACUUCUCCCUAUCUGCGUAUUACGGAUACGGCAACAGCAGAAGUCAGACUGAUUUGCAGGUGUGUAAUUUGUUGUGAGUUUAUGCACUGUGUUGGUUUUGUUCUUUGAACAAGGUGAUGUUCAUGCACGCUUCAUUUUGUGCACCAGUAAAAAAAAAACAUGGUAACACUUUAGUAUGGGGAACAUAUUCACCAUUAAUUAGUUGCUUAUUAACAUGCAAAUUAGUACAGUGUUUCCCAUAAACUGCCAAGAUACCUGUGGCGGUGGGGGCGUGGCUAUGGGCGUGGUCACCGUGACAUCAUCGAGUAAUUUGCAUAAUUUACUACAAUGAUAUAAUUUUCUCUAA
This is a messenger RNA of Entelurus aequoreus (snake pipefish), 1800 nucleotides long. RefSeq names its product L-seryl-tRNA(Sec) kinase-like. The transcript has 6 exons. Lineage: Eukaryota; Metazoa; Chordata; Actinopteri; Syngnathiformes; Syngnathidae. The record is from RefSeq and is a predicted model, not a curated record. Gene Ontology annotation, molecular function: tRNA binding; kinase activity. Bases 236 to 1297 code for a protein of 353 amino acids.